CAAAGAAGCGGAAUAUGCGAAUUUUUGCGUUACUGUAAGGAAUAGUUGUACACCGGUAUGCCUCUUCCACCGGCUCUACUUGCUCGACUUAAGAAACGCGGUAUCGUUGCUGCUGAACCACAAGAGGAAGUGGAAGAAGUUUUCGCUGAGAACUAUGAUGAAGAAACUGAACCUGUAUUACCAGCGUCAUUCGAUAAACCUCCUGCCGUUAAAAAAUGCUACACAGUCAGUCCUGUUCCUGUUAUUGAAAAUGGUAUUUUAAUUCAUGAAUGUGCUGAUUGCCCAAAUCAAACCAAUCCGUAUCAUAUUUGUUCUCCAUAUUGUUAUGAACGUUAUGGACGACGAAAAUUUAACACUGACAUGGUAAAUAUGCGUCUUAAGAGUAGAAUGCUACGGCGUUAUCCACUUCCAAGUCAUUGGAUUGAAGUUGGUGAUCCAGUCACUGGAAGAUUUUAUUACUGGAAUACAAAUUCAGAUGAUGUAUGCUGGCUAUCACCAUUACAUCCAAGAGCUAAGAUUAGUCAACCGGGUAAUAUUGUCCGAGCGAAUACACUACGUGAACUUGAAGCUGCUCGUGCUGCAGCCGGUGCUGCAACUGCUGCCGUAUUAGCUGCAGAACGUAAAGAAGCACGUCGUAGUCGAUCUAGUGGUUCUGAUGAUGAUAAUAAUAGUCGGUCACGUAGUGGCAGUGAACAUGAAGAUGAUUCAGAUGGAUUUGAAGAAAUUAAACGAUGUCGACGUGAAAGAUCUAGAUCACCGAUUGAUGUAGAUAGAAAAAAAUAUUCAUCUAGUAAUAGACGUACAACUUCUCGUUGGCAAGAUGUACCAUUUGAAUCUAAUAAUAAUAAUAAUAAUAAUAAUAAUAAUAAUAAUCAAAAAUUCACUUCUAAUGAUGUCAAUGUCAAUGAAAUGCCAACUGAUGAACGAGAAACUUCAUCAACCUGGAAACAAUCAGAUUCAACUAAUAUGGUUGACUAUGAUCAAUUAGACGAUGAACAACCGGAGGCGGAGGAUGAGGAGAAGAAGGAAAAGGAAAAGGCUAAUGAAGAAGAUGAAGAAUCAUCUGAUGGAGUUCCAUUGACUAGUAAUCAUUAUCAUACUAAUUCAAGUGUUGAGAAUAAUUCUGAUAUACAAAAUUCUAGAAACGAACCUCCUGCACCACCGCCACCACCACCUCUUCAUCUGAUGCCUCCAAUGCUGCCGUUAAUGUAUCCUCCGCCUCCAAUGUAUCCAUGUCCUCCUACUCAGUGGAAUCGACCACCUGGACCAUCUCCUCCAGUAUUCGCCUCACAGAUAAGUAAUCAAUCAGAUGAUCGUAGUCGCAGCACCACUCCACGUCAUUGGGAUCGACAUCCAAUAGAAGCGUCAGAAGGAGGCAGUCGGUCAAGAAAUAGGGAUAGGGAUAGAAAGCGUCGAGCAGCAACUCUUGGACCAUUAGAUCCAAUGGAUCCAGCUGCGUACGGGGAGGUGCCACGUGGAACAUGGAGUUCAGGUCUUGAGGGAGUAAGUGGCACACCAUCAGCUAAAACUGGUGUAGACAUUACAGCUUCUGGACCAUUAUUUCAACAACGUCCAUACCCAAGUCCUGGUGAUGUUCUACGUGCAAAUGCUGCAGCAGCAGCGGCAACAAAAGAUCAAGAAGGAAAUGAUGAACCUGACAAGUGAAAUUGAAACUGUUCUUUUGGUUUUUCCUAUUUUACCUUGAAUCUUAGUCGAGUGUUAUUUGUCUAUUUUUCUUUUUUUGUUUCCUUUUUUCUAAGAGAAAUAUACAUUGAACAAAGCA
Messenger RNA from Trichobilharzia szidati, 1783 nucleotides. The record is from the annotation of a GenBank genome assembly. NCBI's taxonomy places the organism in Eukaryota, Metazoa, Platyhelminthes, Trematoda, Strigeidida, Schistosomatidae.